Molecule: messenger RNA, 2157 nt
Organism: Ananas comosus (pineapple)
Lineage: Eukaryota; Viridiplantae; Streptophyta; Magnoliopsida; Poales; Bromeliaceae
Product: vacuolar-processing enzyme-like
Exons: 9
Coding region: 293-1756 (487 amino acids)
Biological process (GO): vacuolar protein processing
Molecular function (GO): cysteine-type endopeptidase activity
Source: RefSeq, a predicted model, not a curated record
CCAAACAUGCACAUCAGUAUCCGCAGGGGUUUGGAAUCCCAACUCCCCACUCAAACGGAAGUAUCCAACACUGACCCAACGGACGGCCAUUAGUCCAUCACCAACGCAACAACCACACCCUAUCGGACGGUCGAGAUGGAUCGGCGAGAAUUAUAUAAACAAAGAUUCCACUACCUCACUCCCCACUCUCUCUCUCUCUCUCUCUCUCUCUCUCUCUCUCUCUCUCCGUGUCGUUCCGUAACGGAACGGAGCCGCGUUUCGGGACGCCCCCGAUCCGAUACGAUACGAUACCAUGGCCCGUUUCACUUCCUCCGCCGCGAUUCUCCUCCUGCUUCUGCUGCUCCCGACGCAGCUCCUCCUCACCGUCGUUUCGCGCCGCGAUCCCGCCCUAAGGCUCCCCUCGGAGCGGGAGAUCAACGGUGAUGACGACACCGUCGGGACGAGAUGGGCGGUCCUGAUCGCCGGAUCCUCCGGAUACGUAAACUAUCGCCAUCAGGCCGAUGUCUGCCAUGCUUAUCAAAUCAUGAAGAGGGGUGGACUGAAAGACGAGAAUAUCAUUGUUUUCAUGUAUGAUGAUAUCGCUUACAAUGAGGAAAACCCCAGACCUGGAGUCAUCAUCAAUCACCCGCAGGGUGGGGAUGUUUAUGAGGGGGUCCCGAAGGAUUAUGUUGGUGAGGAUGUGACCGUCAACAACUUCUUCGCUGUUAUCCUUGGAAACAAGACUGCACUAACUGGAGGAAGCGGGAAGGUUGUCGACAGUGGCCCUGAUGAUCAUAUCUUCAUCUUCUAUACCGAUCACGGCGGGCCUGGUGUUUUGGGAAUGCCAACCUCUCCUAAUUUGUUUGCUGACGACUUGAAUGCUGUUCUGAAACAAAAACAUGCUUCCGGCACGUACAAAAGCAUGGUUUUCUAUCUGGAAGCUUGUGAAUCGGGGAGCAUCUUUGAAGGUCUUCUACCAGAAGAUAUAAACAUUUACGCGACCACAGCAUCGAAUGCUGAGGAAAGUAGCUGGGGAACUUACUGCCCUGGAGAGUCCCCAAGUCCUCCGCCAGAGUACUAUACCUGUCUGGGGGAUUUGUACAGUGUCUCUUGGAUGGAGGAUAGUGAUGUACACAAUCUGCGGAUCGAAACUCUGAACCAGCAGUAUCAACUAGUAAAAGCCAGGACAGCAGUUGGGAACACGUACAGCUAUGGCUCUCACGUUAUGCAGUAUGGGGAUCUUAAUCUGGACGCACAACAUGUUUUCUUGUACAUUGGUUCGAAUCCUGCUAAUGACAAUGCCACAUUUAUCGAUGAUAAUUCACUACGAUCACUCUCAAGAUCUGUUAACCAGCGAGAUUCAGAUCUAGUUUAUUUCUGGCAUAAGUUUCAAAGAUCGCCUGAAGGCUCCUCUAAGAAACGUGAUGCUCAGAAGCAAUUACUUGAAGUAAUAGCACAUAGAUCGCAUGUAGAUAACAGCAUAGCCCUCAUUGGGAACCUUCUCUUUGGUUCUGAGGAAGGCUCAAAGGUACUGAGUGCUGUUCGACCAUCCGGCCAACCCUUAGUUGAUGACUGGGCUUGCCUCAAGUCUACGGUACGGACUUUUGAAUCACACUGCGGAUCACUAUCGCAGUACGGCAUGAAACACAUGCGAUCUCUCGCAAAUAUCUGCAAUGCAGGUGUCAAGAAAGAGACCAUGGCGGAGGUUGCUGCUCAAGCUUGCACGGCAAUCCCCUCUAACCCCUGGAGUUCUCUCCACAGGGGUUUUAGUGCUUGAAACAUCAUUAAGGCGAAAAUAUGGUUAUAUUUACUAUUUCUGCGGCUUCAAUAUAUACUGAAGUUGCAUGGCGUCGCACUAUUGCAUUGUACAUAGUGUGCUUGAACUGCUUGCUAGAUCUCUAUUCUAUAAGCUGCUCGAUUGCGUAUAUUGUUGUAAAUAGGUAAUGUACGUAGUAGUAGUGUGUAAUUGUAUGUUGUCAUGAUUCAAAUGCUCGAUUCAAAUGCUCUAAUCUCACGGUGGUCGAUCGUCAUGGCAUCGUGAACUAGAGCUAAUAUCAGAGGACACUCGAUGUAAGUAAAUAGAAAGGGUAUUGUUACUUUCAUCCCUUUCUUAUGGCUAUAUAUUGUUUAUUGUCUGAAUUUGAUUGUUCUCAAUGUAUUUGAUCUCUCUAUAAUUAA